This is a messenger RNA of Ceraceosorus guamensis, 606 nucleotides long. RefSeq lists its product as hypothetical. The record is from RefSeq and is a predicted model, not a curated record. Lineage: Eukaryota; Fungi; Basidiomycota; Exobasidiomycetes; Ceraceosorales; Ceraceosoraceae. The coding region runs from base 1 to 606 and encodes 201 amino acids. The transcript is spliced from 4 exons.
AUGCUCUGCCUCAAGCCACUUUCUAUCCUCUUUGCCUUCUAUGUGGCCCUUGCCUGUUGCCUCCCAGCGCAAGCAGCGCCCCUCGACUCUCUCGCAGCUCGCGCACCCGAGCGUGCUGCGGACGAGUUGAGCAAGUUGUUGGAGAUUGCUACGGAUGGCAAGCUCGUGCCGUUCAAGCUCUACUAUCAAGGCCAAAUCGACGUUGGCACGCAGUUUCACGACCUCUGGAACUCCAUCAACAACAUCACCCUUUGGAUCGAUGAGAAGCCAGGAUUCAAAGUGCGCGGCGCACGCGCCUUGCAGGUCCUCGGACACGCUCACAUACAAAACUAUCACCUUUUCGCUACGGACCUGAUCAAGGAUGAGGUGUACAUCAAGGUUCGCGCUGCCCUACACGAUCUCGAUUUGUUCCAGGAGGUGUCCAAGCUGCUGAGCGUCUGGCAAGCCGUCGUUGGCGAACUGUUACCCUCAGUUCCUACCGAAGAUCCAGCUAGCAAGGAUUGGGUAAGCAAGCUGAAUGGCAUCGUCGCAGAUCUGCAGACUGUCGUGGACAAACAUGAUCCGACCAGAACUCUCCCUCCUCUCGUCAGCGGAGGAACGUGGUGA